CAAUAACUUCACUAUCGUAAGUCGGCACUGCUAUCAUACACGACCGAACGAAAGAAAAAAUUAAUUAGAUCUAUCUGCUGCUAUCUGAUUAAUUUUUACUUUUCUAUUAAUUUGAAAAGGUGGACCACCGCAAUAAACAAUCAAAGUACUAAUGGCGGCUUCGGCGAGAACACUAUUAAAAUUGCGAGACACCUUCUCAGCAGGUGUACGCUUCAGUUCCGAAUAUGCCAAAACUCGCGGUAACUUGCAAUUAACAGCUGAUUCGCGUGUUAUAUGCCAGGGAUUUACCGGUAAACAGGGUACCUUCCACAGUCAGCAAGCUUUGGAGUACGGCACUAAACUCGUUGGUGGAAUUUCGCCCAAAAAGGGCGGCUCUACACAUCUUGGCCUACCGGUGUUUGCUUCGGUCGCCGAAGCGAAAAAAGCCACUGAUCCUCACGCUACUGUUAUCUAUGUGCCACCACCAGGAGCAGCUGCCGCUAUCUUGGAAGCUCUGGAAGCUGAAAUCCCAUUGAUAGUAUGUAUUACCGAAGGAGUGCCCCAGCAUGAUAUGGUGCGCGUAAAGCAUGCUCUCUUAAGGCAAAACAAGUCACGUCUUGUAGGACCAAAUUGUCCUGGAAUCAUUGCCCCAGAAAGAUGCAAGAUUGGCAUCAUGCCUGGUCAUAUUCACAAGCGUGGCAAAGUUGGUGUUGUUUCACGUUCUGGUACACUCACUUAUGAAGCCGUGAAUCAGACUACUGAGGUUGGCCUUGGGCAGACACUGUGUGUUGGUAUCGGUGGAGAUCCGUUUAACGGUACCGACUUCAUCGAUUGUCUCGAAAUCUUUUUGAAAGAUCCUGAUACCAAAGGUAUCAUUUUAAUUGGUGAAAUUGGUGGCGUUGCUGAGGAGAAGGCUGCCGAAUAUUUAACUCAAUAUAAUACGGGCAUUAAAGCGAAACCCGUUGUAUCGUUUAUUGCCGGUCUAUCUGCGCCACCUGGUCGUCGUAUGGGUCACGCUGGUGCCAUCAUUUCCGGUGGUAAGGGCGGUGCUGGUGACAAGAUUAUAGCUCUCGAAAAAGCUGGAGUUAUCGUGACCAGGAGUCCAGCACAAAUGGGCAAGGAAUUGUACAAAGAGAUGAAACGUCUGGAGUUGGCCUAGAAUUUAAUGAAAGGCUAGAAAGCAGCAGCAUAAGUCAACACUUCAACAGUUGUUAAAUAUUUAAAUUUUAUUAGAACGAUCAAUAAGUAAAAAAGUUAAAUAUAAAAUGUGACAGCCUUGAAAGAUGCAGAGUGAGACAAGUUGGACCGAUAAAAUCAUAAAAGUAUAUUAUAAAAUUACGAUACGUAAAUUAAAAUAAUAUAAUUGCAAAACAAACAAAAAAUAUAAACUAAUGCAAAACAUUUCCAUUUACUAAUUACUGCCGAAAGUAAAAUGCGAAAAUUGUCAAAUCAAGAAAACAGUUGCCACAAUAAAUAAAUACGUAAAGUAAAAGAACAAAAUAGUGAAUAUUACCACCAAAAUAAUAUACUCGGGCACGAGCCUCUAGGUUUAUAAUAGAAAAUAAAAUCAUUUCUUAUCACUUUGCACUCUCUCUCUCUCUCUCAAAUAAAUGCACUAAAUGCACAGAACUUAGGUACAUGCACUGCACUUAACGCUUACCAAACAUAAGCGAUAGUUAAGAAAUUGUUUGCCUAAUGUAAUAUUUUUAUUUAGAUAUGUGAGCUGCAUGCAUUAAAAAUUUUAUAUAAUAAAAACAAAAUACAAAGAAUCCUAUUUGUCAGCAAAGAAAAAACGGAAAAUUUUCCAUGCUGAA
Ceratitis capitata (Mediterranean fruit fly) is the source of this 1793-nucleotide messenger RNA. It is a transcript of the gene Scsalpha1, whose product is annotated as succinate--CoA ligase [ADP/GDP-forming] subunit alpha, mitochondrial. NCBI's taxonomy places the organism in Eukaryota, Metazoa, Arthropoda, Insecta, Diptera, Tephritidae. The coding region runs from base 152 to 1138 and encodes 328 amino acids. Gene Ontology annotation, biological process: tricarboxylic acid cycle. Gene Ontology annotation, molecular function: succinate-CoA ligase (ADP-forming) activity; succinate-CoA ligase (GDP-forming) activity. Gene Ontology annotation, cellular component: mitochondrion; succinate-CoA ligase complex (ADP-forming). The record is from RefSeq and is a predicted model, not a curated record. The transcript has 5 exons.